This is a messenger RNA of Iphiclides podalirius (scarce swallowtail), 824 nucleotides long. NCBI's taxonomy places the organism in Eukaryota, Metazoa, Arthropoda, Insecta, Lepidoptera, Papilionidae. The record is from the annotation of a GenBank genome assembly.
CCGGCGAAGUGACGGUAUCCAGACACAUGUCGACGUAUAUGGGCAAUCACACCACCAUGCCCUCGGUAGUAACUCCGGGGCUGCGCUACAGGAAUCUGGGCAAAUCGGGCCUCCGCGUGCCCAACAUUGGCCUAGGGAUGUGGACAACCAUGAGCGAGGACUCCGCCGAGGAUAUCAUCAUGACAGCCCUUGAGAAUGGAAUCAACCUGUUUGACCUCUCUGAGGCGCACUGCGCCAAAGGUGAAGCGGAAUUAGGAAGGAUUCUCAAGAAACGGAACGUAAGGCGGACCAGUAUCAUCAUAACCACAAAAAUAUACUGGAGCACCAACUCACACGGGUCAAAACCGACUCGAUCGGACGAACGCGGCCUAUCUCGAAAGCACAUCAUCGAGAGUGUCAAAGCGUCGCUGGCCCGUCUCCAGGUGGAAUAUAUUGACGUGGUUUUGUUGCACAAAGUGGACCCUGUCUGUCCUAUGGAAGAGCUAGUUCGAGCCAUGAACUUCGUGAUUAACCAGGGUUGGGUAAUGUACUGGGGCACAGCGCGGUGGUCACCAUCAGAGAUAAUGGACGCAUACACCAACUGCAGACAAUUCAAUUGCAUCACGCCUAUUGUAGAACAAACAGAAUAUCACAUGUUCUGCAGAGAAAAACCAGAACUUUAUAUGCCUGAACUUUACCACAAGAUAGGUGUUGGUAUGAUGGCGUGGUCAGCUAUCACCACCGGCAAAGGACUCGGCCGCGAGGAGAUUACCGGAUUGUUCGCCAAGUCGCGUUUCAACAGGAAAUACAGCACAUUCAGCUGGUGCGAAGAGGACCUGGCCGUA